Messenger RNA from Hypomesus transpacificus, 1397 nucleotides. RefSeq names its product polymerase (DNA directed) nu (gene poln). Bases 1 to 789 code for a protein of 262 amino acids. The transcript has 9 exons. NCBI's taxonomy places the organism in Eukaryota, Metazoa, Chordata, Actinopteri, Osmeriformes, Osmeridae. Gene Ontology annotation, molecular function: DNA binding; DNA-directed DNA polymerase activity. Gene Ontology annotation, biological process: double-strand break repair; DNA-templated DNA replication. The record is from RefSeq and is a predicted model, not a curated record.
AUGGAUGAACUCUGCAUCCAACGUCCGUCUGUGGGAGACGGGGCUCCCGAUUUCUGCCAGGUGGAGUUGCGUCUGCUGGCCCACCUGUCCUCUGACCCAGAGCUGCUGAGGAUCUUCAGCGACGCCCAGGCCGACGUGUUCUCCAUGCUGGCCUCGCAGUGGAAAGGUGUCGGGGAGAAGAACGUGAGCUCAGAGGAGAGAGAACAGGCCAAGAGGAUUGUGUACUCUGUUGUGUAUGGAGCAGGGCGCGAGCGUCUGUCUGGGAUCCUGGGGGUGAGUGCAGAGCAGGCCAGCCUCUUCCAGGACAGCUUCCUGCAGACCUACAAAGAGGUGCAGGUCUUCAUCCAGAGAACCAUCCAGCAGUGCCACAAACAAGGUUAUGUGGUGUCCAUCAUGGGUCGGCGGCGGUCCCUCCCCCUCAUCCACUCCUCCGACUGGGGGGUCCGCAUGCAGGCCGAGAGACAGGCCGUCAACUUUGUAGUCCAAGGCUCAGCAGCAGACCUGUGUAAGAUGGCCAUGAUCAGAAUCUUCUCCCAGAUCUCCUCCAGCUCUUCUCCCUCUGCCAGACUGCUGGCUCAGAUCCAUGAUGAGCUACUGUAUGAGGUGCAGGACUCCCAGGUUGAGGAGGUGGCAGCUCUGGUGAAGACCACCAUGGAGUCACUGCAGCAUGUAGAAUGUCUUGGAGUUCAUCUCAAAGUCCCCCUGAAGGUGCUGCUCUCCAGAGGGAAGUCCUGGGGGUCCAUGUCUGAGCUGAACCUUCCCCCUACAUCCCCCUCUCCCUCCCUCUAGAGCCCCCUCUUCACUUCCUCGCACCACUCUCUCUUGAGCCUUCCCCCUACCUCCCCCUCUCCCUCCCUCUAGAGCUCUCUCUUCACCUCCUCGCACCACUCUCUCUUGAAUCUUCCCCUCUCGUCCUAUGACUCUCGACCUGUCUUUCUCUUUUUCCUCUCUCCCUCUUUCUGUCUCACCGUCUCUUGCUCCAUCUCUAACCCGUCCCCAUCGCUAUGGAAACCAGGCAGCUGCAGCUCCUUCAAGCUCCCAAUUCUAGCUCGCUUGCCGUCCGUAUCCGGGGGCAACGGCAGGAGCGACAGACUGGAUUGUGCCAGUUCCUCUUUUUACUCCAUUUUGUUGGAGACUUGAACCCUUUUUCUCGUCUCUUCCUCUCCCUCUCUUUUGAAGCCCGUGGUUCUCUUUCCGAGGUCAGGCCAUGCUGUUAAGAAGUGUUUGUAUUCAUAAGAAAUGAAGAACAUACUUUCUAACAGUUUUUAACUGUUUUUCAAAAGAAAAAAGCUAUUAGAAUUUCUCACGUUAAUAACCUUCGUUCAUUUUAAAGGGCUCAUAACAAUGUUUAACUUAUUUCAAAAUAUUUCUGCAGUGGUUAUUCAGUCAGUUCAGAC